Dovyalis caffra is the source of this 2619-nucleotide messenger RNA. Lineage: Eukaryota; Viridiplantae; Streptophyta; Magnoliopsida; Malpighiales; Salicaceae. The record is from the annotation of a GenBank genome assembly.
AUGGGUGAAAUGAGAGGAAGAGAGAUACUUCAGCAGCUGCUGCUGCUGCUUGUAUUUUGGUUCGUGUUUCUAACAACGACGUCGUAUGGAGUCAAUGUGACAUACGAUCAUCGGGCCUUGUUGAUUGAUGGAACACGCAGAGUUUUGGUCUCUGGUUCGAUUCAUUAUCCUCGCAGCGCUCCCGAGAUGUGGGCAGACCUUAUACAAAAAUCUAAAGAUGGAGGAUUGGAUGUUAUUGAGACUUAUGUUUUCUGGAACGUACACGAGCCUGUUCAAAACCAGUAUAAUUUUCAAGGAAGAUAUGAUUUGGUGAAAUUUCUUAAGUUAGUGGGAGAAGCCGGACUUUAUGCUCACCUCCGGAUUGGUCCAUAUGUCUGCGCAGAGUGGAAUUAUGGUGGGUUUCCUCUUUGGUUGCAUUUUAUACCGGGAAUCAAGUUUCGAACUGAUAACGAGCCAUUCAAGACUGAAAUGCAGCGGUUCACAGCCAAGAUUGUGGACAUGAUGAAGCAGGAGAAGCUCUAUGCAUCUCAAGGAGGGCCCAUCAUUUUAUCGCAGAUUGAAAAUGAGUAUGGAAGCGUUGAUUCAAAUUAUGGGCCUGCUGCUAAGAGCUAUAUCAAUUGGGCAGCAAGCAUGGCUGUGUCUCUGGAUACUGGAGUUCCCUGGGUUAUGUGCCAGCAAGCAGAUGCUCCUGAUCCCAUUAUAAAUACCUGCAAUGGAUUCUACUGUGACCAGUUCACCCCUAAUUCUAAAAAUAAACCGAAAAUGUGGACUGAGAAUUGGAGUGGAUGGUUCCUUUCCUUUGGUGGUGCUGUUCCCUAUAGACCUGUUGAAGACCUUGCAUUUGCAGUGGCACGGUUCUACCAGCUAGGGGGAACUUUUCAAAACUAUUAUAUGUACCAUGGUGGGACUAACUUUGGCCGGAGUUCUGGGGGACCCUUUAUUUCUACAAGUUAUGAUUACGAUGCUCCUCUUGAUGAAUACGGACUUAGAAGACAACCUAAGUGGGGCCACCUGAAGGAUUUGCAUAAGGCCAUAAAGCUUUGUGAAGAAGCAUUAGUGGCGACUGAUCCAGCAACUUCGUCUCUAGGUCAAAACUUGGAGGCCACUGUUUAUAAAACCGGAACAGGGCUCUGUUCUGCUUUUCUCGCCAAUUUUGGCACCUCUGACAAAACUGUAAAUUUCAAUGGCAAUUCGUAUAAUUUGCCUGGAUGGUCUGUGAGCGUCUUACCAGACUGCAAGAAUGUAGCUCUUAAUACAGCAAAGAUUAACUCUAUGACAGUGAUUCCAAGCUUUACACGUCAAUCUCUAAAAGGAGAUGCGGAUUCUGAUGAUACAAUUAGCUCUGGCUGGAGCUGGAUAAAUGAACCAGUAGGUAUCUCAAAGAAGGAUGCAUUUGUGAAACCUGGACUAUUGGAGCAGAUAAAUACUACAGCUGAUAAAAGCGACUACUUAUGGUACUCACUGAGUACUGUUAUCAAAGAUAAUGACCCUUUUCUUGAAGAUGGAUCUCAAACUGUUCUUCAUGUGGAAUCUCUUGGCCACGCCCUUCAUGCUUUUGUUAAUGAAAAGCUUGCAGGUAGUGGAACAGGAAAUGCUGGUAAUUCUAAGGUUGCGAUGGAGAUUCCCGUCACACUCUUACCCGGGAAGAACAAGAUUGAUCUCCUUAGUUUGACUGCAGGACUACAGAACUAUGGAGCUUUUUUUGACUUAAGAGGCGCGGGGAUUACUGGUCCAGUAAAACUGAAAGGCCUGAAAAAUGGCACUACUAUUGACCUUUCUUCGCUGCCGUGGACAUAUCAGAUUGGACUUAAAGGUGAAGAAUUAGGCCUGCCUAGUGGAAGUUCUCAAUGGGCUACACAACCUGCCUUCCCCAAGAAGAAGCCUUUGAUCUGGUACAAGGGCCCAAACUGGCUCGGUCAUUCAGGCCUGCUAUUGAACCCGAGCUCAGCCCAUGACGAGCCACAGACCAGUUUUGAUGCCCCUGCUGGCAAUGACCCAAUUGCAAUUGAUUUCACGGGGAUGGGGAAGGGUGAGGCAUGGGUGAAUGGACAAAGCAUCGGACGUUAUUGGCCUACCAAUGUGUCUCCAAAUAAUGGUUGUUCCAGCUGCAAUUACAGAGGAUCUUACAGUUCAAGCAAAUGCCUCAAGAACUGUGCAAAGCCUUCUCAGACAUUAUACCAUGUACCCCGUUCAUGGGUGGAAUCAAGGGGCAACACUCUUGUAUUGUUUGAGGAAAUUGGUGGGGAUCCAACUCAGAUAGCUUUUGCUACAAAACAGAGUGGAAGUUUGUGCUCACAUGUGUCAGAGUCUCACCCAUUACCCGUAGAUAUGUGGAGUUCAAAUUCAGAAGCAAAAAGAAAAGCGGGAUCUGUACUAUCAUUGGAGUGCCCCUUUCCCGAUCAGGUCAUUUCUUCAAUCAAAUUUGCAAGCUUCGGAAACCCUCUUGGAACUUGUGGGAGCUUCAGUCACGGUCAGUGCAAAAGCACUAGGGCCCUUUCUAUCGUACAGAAGGCAUGCAUUGGAUCGAAGAGUUGCCGCAUUGGAGUAUCAGCCAGUACAUUUGGUGACCCAUGCACAGGAGUAGCAAAGAGUUUAGCAGUUGAAGCUUCCUGCACCUAA